CAACAAAGAUGGACAAAAAAAGAAAAUUGACAAAAAAUGAUAAUGAUGAUGAUGAUCGGGAUAAAACAUUCGAUACAGUUACAAAUGAUAAUGCUAUAUCAAUAACCGAACCAUUUACAACCGAUACAACAAUUAUUAGUGCUAGAAAAGCACCCAAAAACAAUUUACCACAUAUUUAUAUUCAACCAAAAAAAAGUAAAAAACGUCACCUAUGGUUACUUCCAUUUGUAAAUGGUAUUAUGGUUAUUAUGGCAUGUUUUGUACCUUACACAAUAUCCGUAUCGAAUGGUUCAAUAUAUCCAAUAUGGCCAUUAGUUAGUGAUGCUGGUGCUGUAACACCAGCUGCAGGAUAUUUUUCAACAUUUCUUGAUAUUAUUGCUAUAUUAACUAUUUGUGUUAGUAUAAUUCUUAGCAAACAAAUUCGUUAUUAUAAAUGGGAAUUAUUACAACGAUUUAAACUUGACAGACCUAUUGAUGAAAGAAAUUUUAAUUGUCUUGUAUUAUCAAGAAAAAUUAUAAAAAUUACAUCAAUAUUAAUAUCGGUCGGUUUGUUUAUAACAGGAAAUUUUCGUUCAAUCGAAAAUCUUACUGGUCAUAUGAUUGGUGUAACAAUUUUUUUACCAUCCGGUUUAAUAUAUGGUUUUUCAUUGAUAUGUGUUUAUUUAAUACUUGAUUCAUAUGGAAUACAAUCACCACCAACUAUGCUUAUAAUUGUUAUGAUGAUUAGUUUAUUAUCAUCAAUUUUUUGUGUAGUAUUAACUGUUUUAUCAUUAUUAAAACAUGGUUCUAUUUGGCAAUAUUAUAAUAAUGAAUUACGUUUACAAUGGAAUCCAACAAUGUCUGGUUAUUAUUUACAUGUUUUAGGUGAUGUUUGUGAAUGGAUUACAUUAUUAUCAUUUGGCCCACUGAAUAUUAUUAUUAGUCGUCGUUUUAGAAUGUUUAAACGUUGGGAUUGUAUAAAAUUUUAAAACAAAAAAAAGAUCACAAAUU
This is a messenger RNA of Dermatophagoides pteronyssinus (European house dust mite), 990 nucleotides long. RefSeq names its product DNA damage-regulated autophagy modulator protein 1-like. The record is from RefSeq and is a predicted model, not a curated record. NCBI's taxonomy places the organism in Eukaryota, Metazoa, Arthropoda, Arachnida, Sarcoptiformes, Pyroglyphidae.